Messenger RNA from Emiliania huxleyi CCMP1516, 168 nucleotides. RefSeq lists its product as hypothetical. The record is from RefSeq and is a predicted model, not a curated record. The annotation marks the transcript as partial. NCBI's taxonomy places the organism in Eukaryota, Haptophyta, Isochrysidales, Noelaerhabdaceae. The transcript has a single exon.
CUCGACGUCUAUUCGCCGGACAUCGCGGCGCACCCGCCGCCUCCGGACGGCUUUCCGACGGUUCUCUUUGUGUGCGGCGGCGCGUGGAUGAUCGGUUACCGCAUGUGGGCCUUCCUGUUCGGGUGGGUGCUGCAGCGCAACGGGGUGUUUUGCCUGGCGAUCGACUAG